Dichotomopilus funicola is the source of this 1944-nucleotide messenger RNA. RefSeq names its product heterokaryon incompatibility protein-domain-containing protein. NCBI's taxonomy places the organism in Eukaryota, Fungi, Ascomycota, Sordariomycetes, Sordariales, Chaetomiaceae. The record is from RefSeq and is a predicted model, not a curated record. The transcript has 4 exons. Bases 1 to 1944 code for a protein of 647 amino acids.
AUGUUGCCGGAAGUGGCUGGGUUGGAUGAUGCUAAAGUAAGGAUAGACGUCCUCGAAACACAAGGAAGGGCAAGGUUGUGCACUGCGGUUCGUGUUGGUGCGACUGGGAAGGAGUUCAAAGAAGAGAAGCUGGAAGUGUACAGUCACGAGCCGACGCCGUUUCCUCUAGUCCCUGUUUGCCCACCGCCGCGGUACACAACAAAAAAGGAUCACGUCGUGGCCCAGAUCAAGACCUGGAUGGCCGCCUGCUCAACCAACCACCGAAUAUGCUCUGCGAAUACCACCUUGAUGCCACGGCGAGUCUUGAAGAUCUCACAGGGCGGACAAAGGGUCAACCUACAUCUCACCAAGGGCCGAUCUGCCCCCUAUCUGACUCUCAGCCACUGCUGGGGCCCGAGAUGCCCCCUACAGACCUCCAAAACCAACAUCGGUCGUCACUUGCACAACAUCCCCCUCAACGACCUCCCUCCUCUCUUCCGCGACGCUAUCGCUCUUACCGCGAGUCUCGGCCACCAGUACCUCUGGAUUGACUCGCUCUGCAUCAUCCAAGAUUCCCCAAUCGAUUGGGACCGAGAAUCAUCCAUGAUGGCAUCCAUAUACGCCGGCUCAACUCUCACCCUCGCGGCUACCCACGCCUCAUCCUCUGCUUCGUCCCUCUUUUCUCCCCGCUCAUCUACCCCCAUAACUAUCUCACCAACCACCAAAACAAUCCCCUACACUCUCUACGCUCGCCCCGCAACACGCCAUCUCCCACGCCACCCAAACGCAACCUCCUUCCCCCUCCUUACCCGGGCCUGGGUCUAUCAGGAACGCCUGCUCUCACCGCGCGUUGUGCACUUUGGCCCGGAUGAACUCGCGUGGGAGUGUAGCGGUGGUGGGGGAGAUCGGGGACCGCAAGACAAGGUCCCAUCCCUCCGUUGCGAAUGCGGUUACUUCGACCGCUCAGCAGCGGCUUCUGGGGGACAGGGGCCACUUGGAUUACACGACAGAUUCGGAGCGGAUGUGAAAGCGCAGCAUGCGGCUUGUUUACUUCGAGCUGCUGCUCAUGGUUCUCAGGGGGGAUUGCCUGCUCCCAAGUCCCCAUCAUCAUCAUCAUCGAGUACUCUGCACUGGCACUCACUCGCCCUAGCGAUCGGUUACCCGCCAUUUUCAGGUCUGGCUAAGCAGAUGCGCGGAGUCCGGCCUAAGGCGCGAUACCUCGCGGGGCUGUGGGAGGAUAGCUUUUUCCGGGACUUACUGUGGGUGUCGGUGUUACCGAAUCCUGGGCUGAAAAAGCAGAUGGGGAAGGACGAAAAGAGGAACGGUGCUGAGCCGGAAUGGCUCGCCCCGACAUGGUCGUGGGCAUCCCGAGGUCAUGCGGUACGAUACACCAACGGUCAACGGAUACAGGUCGGAGGGCUGGGGAUAUACCAACCGGCGGAGAUGGGCAACUCGGGGGAUGUAGCCUCGGAGCUGGUCGGAGGGUCUUGCGAGCUGCUGGCUGCUGAGUGUGUUCCGGCUGGGGUGGACGAUACGGGUAAGGUGAAGAGCGGUUGGGUGAAGGUUAAGGGGUAUGUGGUGGAGGUGGGGCCGGUGUGCGAGUUAGUGAGUGCUGAGCAAAGGGAGAGGUGGGUUGUUACGGUGAAUGGAGUCAAGUCGUGGGAUGUGUUCUGGGAUGAGCCACCACAGGGGCAUGAGGAAGGUGGGGGUUUUUGGAGCGAAAAGUUUUCUUUGUUGAGGAUUGGGUGCAUCCCUGCCACGGGGGAGAAGGAGCCGUAUGAUGAGUGGUCUUUGUUGCUGCGACGGGUUGGUGAUGGAGUGUUUGAGAGAUGUGGCAUUGUCGGUCGGUCUAAGAGAUUCUCCAGCUUUGGGGCAGCAGAUAUGGCUAAGUAUUAUGAGCAUACACGAGGGACGAGCCCAUGGUUUGGGGAUGUUAAGGAACCGGUCGUUAUAGUUAUCGUUUGA